Dendrobium catenatum is the source of this 1640-nucleotide messenger RNA. Its product is annotated as PTI1-like tyrosine-protein kinase 3. Gene Ontology annotation, molecular function: ATP binding; protein tyrosine kinase activity. Gene Ontology annotation, biological process: protein phosphorylation. The transcript is spliced from 9 exons. The record is from RefSeq and is a predicted model, not a curated record. NCBI's taxonomy places the organism in Eukaryota, Viridiplantae, Streptophyta, Magnoliopsida, Asparagales, Orchidaceae. Bases 247 to 1362 code for a protein of 371 amino acids.
CCCUCCGUCACAAUUCCCGUUUUGCCAUCCCCAACGUCCUCUUCUGUCCUUCCAACCAUCGCUGGUGCCCCCUUCUCCCCAGUUCUUCUCCACAUCCCCGGAAAAUCCUAACCCUAGAAAUAGAAAGAGACCCCCUCUGUGUUUGCCUCACUUUCCAUCCUGUUUCUGGCUUUUGUUCUCUACUCAUCCUAGGCGAGAAAUCCAGGUAAUGUGCAACAAAGGGCAACUGUAAAGAAGAAAUAUAAGAUGCCACGUUGGCUUUGCUGUUCUUUUAAUUCGAACGAAACGGAUGACCCUCAUGAGAAUGAAGCUUUAAAGAGUUCAAAGCCUUACGAGGAUGGACUGCAAAAAGGUUCAAAAGUCCCCCAUGUUGCUAAAAAUGAGCCCCCGAAGGCACCACCUCCUAUUGAUGUACCUGCCCUCUCUCUUGAUGAACUGAAGGAGAAGACUGACAAUUUCGGGUCAAAGGCUUUGGUUGGAGAGGGGUCGUAUGGAAGGGUAUAUUUUGCUGUUCUAAAAGAUGGUAGACAAGUGGCAAUAAAAAAGCUUGAUGUUUCACAAGAGCCUGAGUCCAAUGCUGAGUUUCUGACCCAGGUUGCAAUGGUAUCAAAAUUAAAACAUGAUAACUUUGUUGAACUGCGGGGCUACUGCGUGGAGGAAAAUCUCAGAUUACUUACCUAUGAGUUUGCUACCAUGGGUUCUCUGCAUGAUGUUUUGCAUGGCAGGAAAGGAGUGCAAGGCGCACAACCUGGUCCUGUUCUUGACUGGAUGCAGCGUGUGAGCAUUGCUAUUGAUGCAGCUAAGGGUCUGGAAUAUCUACACGAGAAAGUUCAGCCUUCCAUCAUACAUAGGGAUAUCCGUUCAAGCAACAUUUUACUAUUUGAAGACUUCAGAGCAAAAAUUGCUGAUUUCAAUCUUUCCAAUCAAGCACCUGAUAUGGCUGCUCGUCUCCACUCUACCCGUGUUCUUGGAACCUUUGGUUAUCAUGCUCCUGAAUAUGCAAUGACAGGGCAGCUGACGCAGAAAAGUGAUGUGUACAGCUUUGGUGUUGUUCUUUUAGAGCUUCUCACUGGGAGGAAGCCUGUUGAUCAUACAAUGCCUAGAGGGCAGCAGAGUUUGGUUACUUGGGCUACUCCACGAUUGAGCGAGGAUAAGGUAAAGCAAUGUGUAGAUCCAAGAUUAAAGGGAGAAUAUCCGCCAAAAGGCAUAGCGAAGCUUGCAGCAGUUGCUGCUCUAUGCGUGCAAUAUGAAGCUGAGUUCAGGCCUAAUAUGAGCAUUGUAGUUAAAGCGCUAUCUCCCCUCCUUGUGAAUAAGCAGUCCUUACCACAGCCAGAUCCUGCUACAGCAGCUGCUGAUGGUUGAAUCCUGCAACUUUUGUUCAUUGUUCUGCUUCAGUUAGACUGGUUCUGUAAAUCUGCUAAAGUAUUGUUUGAUUUGGGAACUUAUUGCAUUUUUUUUCUUUAGCAUUGUUGCAAAUUUUCUUCUUGGAGUGCUGUGUGUUCUUUUACAUGGAGAUAAUAAUGUAAACGUUUGAUUUUUGUGAAUUGCGAGGUGUUGUUGGGCAAGAAGCUUAAUGAUGACUAAGCAAGAACUUAUCUUUUAGUCCAAAAUACUAGUUAUAAAUUCAAUUGAGAGCUUUA